UACACUAAAUUUUAUUUAAAAAGGGAGCUAAAUAAUUUUUUUUCUUCUAAUAUUCCAGUUUUUAUAAUAAAGGAUUAAAUUUCUAAAUUACUUAGUGAAAAUGCCAAACCGACCCAAAGUUAUAAAAUAUGUUCUAAAUGCAAUCGUCGAAUUGGGUGAUAAGAAUGGUUCACCAUUAACAAGUAUUAUUGACCUAGUAAGGACAAAUAUUGCAAUUGAUGAUGUAAAACCAAGACCGCAUAAUAUUGCUUUACAUACACGGCGUGCAUUACAAAUGGCUAUUGAAGAAGGUCUUGUUGUGGAACCAAUACGUGGUCGAUAUAAACUUGUUGUAGAUGAGGAGGAUACAUUUAUACCAAGGAUUCGUCCAACAAUAUGUAAAAAUCAAUGCCAAAAAACAACACCCUCAUCGAAACCGAAUGAUAAUUUGGAUAACCAUGAUAAUCCUAAUCUUGAUAAUACAAAAGUGGAUGGUAUAGUGUAUUGCUCGUCAUGUGGGGGUAAAAGACGUAAUAAAUGCACGAGAGCUAAACCAGAUAAAUGUGGUGGUAAGCGAUGUAAACGAUCAAAAUGCUCAAAAUGCUGCAAAAGCAAAAGACGCUGUGGUGAAAAUCGAGGCGGAUGUUCUGAGUGUAGACCUCCACCUAUUCCUCGAACACCUUGUACUCCACCAACACCAAGACAACCAUGCCCACCUAGUCCGCCAUGCCCACCGAAAACACCUUGUGAUUAUUUUGAGAAUGAGGGUUUUGAUUGUCAAGCAGAAAAUCCUUUACAAGAUGAUCGCAAUGAUCAAAAAUCGCAAACACCUCGACCUAUAAAUAAUAGAAAUUGUCGUCGAAGUAUUGAUGCAUUACCUCCUGAGAAUGAAAAUGAAUUGUGUCGUGGAGAAAAAAUUUUACAACUAGAUUCUGAUGGGAAAGAGCUCACAAUUGAAAAAUUGUAUUUUGGUCCUGGAUCUCUUGAUCAAUGUCCAUUAAUAAAUCCACAUGAACCUGCAGAACAAAUGGAUUCUGCUGAUCCUACAGACGGGAGUAACAACAAGAAAACACAAGAUUUAAUGAAUGAAUAUAUAAUUUAA
Molecule: messenger RNA, 1081 nt
Organism: Chrysoperla carnea
Lineage: Eukaryota; Metazoa; Arthropoda; Insecta; Neuroptera; Chrysopidae
Exons: 3
Coding region: 101-1081 (326 amino acids)
Biological process (GO): nucleosome assembly
Cellular component (GO): nucleosome
Molecular function (GO): DNA binding
Source: RefSeq, a predicted model, not a curated record